UUCAACAACAUUUACCCUACCUGAUUCUCCACUGAAAUCCCCAAAUCAGCGAGCGAUCCGAUCAUCGGAAAAUGGCCGGAAGAUUGAGCCAAGCAGCGGCGCACAUCAUGGGCGGCAGAGGCCUCGUCGCGCGCUCCGUCGCCUCCUCCCUUCGUACUCGUGCCGGCAUGGGCCUCCCCGUCGGCAAACAUAUCGUUCCCGAUAAACCGCUCCCGGUGAAUGAUGAGCUCAUGUGGGACAAUGGGACUCCGUUCCCGGAACCCUGUAUUGAUCGUAUUGCCGAUACCGUUGGAAAGUAUGAAGCAUUGGCUUGGUUGUGUGGUGGAUUGGGAUUUUUUGCUUCUCUUGGACUGUUGGCUGUCUGGAAUGACAAAGCUUCCAAAAUCCCAUAUACACCGAAGGUAUACCCAUAUGACAACCUGAAAGUGGAGCUUGGAGGAGAGCCCUAGGUAUCUGAUUGCCAGUGGAUGAGCUUGAUGCAUGCUUUCUUGUGUACCCUCCUUCCUUUUGAGGUUAAAAUAAAAUUAUAAACUAUUGUGCUUUAUUGAACAUCUGCAAUCAAAUAGUUGAAAUUAGUUUUGAAAGCACACUAAUCAUUCUUGCCAUCUUACAAGAAUCUGAAGACUCUGGAUCACUACAAUAUGAAUAAUGGCUUUUAUGUUUUAAGAUAGCUGUCUGACUCAUAAAACUUUUCUUAAUUUUGUCUCUGUAAUGGUCUUUAAAGAGUUUCUCUGACACUCGGAAUGUAAUUACUGAAAUUAUGUUUGUUCUUUCUUUAAUUGGGUUUUAUAAGCCAAGAAUAGUUUAUAUGUUUA
Ipomoea triloba (trilobed morning glory) is the source of this 815-nucleotide messenger RNA. RefSeq names its product NADH dehydrogenase [ubiquinone] 1 beta subcomplex subunit 8, mitochondrial. NCBI's taxonomy places the organism in Eukaryota, Viridiplantae, Streptophyta, Magnoliopsida, Solanales, Convolvulaceae. The record is from RefSeq and is a predicted model, not a curated record. Bases 72 to 449 code for a protein of 125 amino acids. The transcript has 4 exons.